AUGGCUGCGGGUCUGAUUACCAUCGCGCAUCGUUCGGGCGGCCCACUGCUGGACAUAAUCCAAAACUCUCCGGUGAGGACCGGCUUCCUGGCGGCCGAGCCCGAGGAGUACGCGCGAGCAGUGCUGGAGGUGCUGGCUCUACCCACGGACGAGAGGAGGAAAAUUGUUGAAGCCGCCAGAGAUUCGGUGGACCGUUUUUCAGAGAUUGAGUUUGAAAAAGCAUUCCUGAGGGCAGCGGAACCCCUCUUUAAUAUAAAUUAA
Molecule: messenger RNA, 261 nt
Organism: Parnassius apollo (apollo)
Lineage: Eukaryota; Metazoa; Arthropoda; Insecta; Lepidoptera; Papilionidae
Source: the annotation of a GenBank genome assembly